Molecule: messenger RNA, 2091 nt
Organism: Helicoverpa zea (corn earworm)
Lineage: Eukaryota; Metazoa; Arthropoda; Insecta; Lepidoptera; Noctuidae
Exons: 4
Coding region: 407-1624 (405 amino acids)
Cellular component (GO): proton-transporting V-type ATPase complex
Source: RefSeq, a predicted model, not a curated record
UAGAUAAGACUAAAAAAUAUCAAAACAUUUAAUUAAUUCUCAUCGCGUUUACCCUUAGCGCGAGCGUUUGCCGACUGUAACAUAGAUAAUAAUAUAGAUGGGCGUAAACACGGUAGAAAAAGUUUCUUCCAUGGGCGUACCAGACUUUUACCAGUAAUACCAACCCGGUAUCUCUCCUCUCGACGAUCCUUCGCGCGCAUGUAUAAAUUCAUGUUUUUAGCUCAGCACUGGUGCUAACUCGUCACAUGCUCGUCACUCACGAGCUUUGACUCUUGCACGAGUUAGUGAGAUCACAAAAUAAAUUACUAAAACCUCUUUACAUUUAACCAAAAACAACUUCCUAUGUCAAAAAUCUAUUCUCUAACUUUAUCACUUUUCUUCUACUGUCGAAAAUAUAGAAGAAAAUAUGAAUUUGUUAACUUUAAUUACGUUCUUCUCCGUUUUACAAACAAGUUUUGCGGACAAAAACACAGUUCCUGUGUUCAUGCUGGACUUUAAUCGAGCAAUGAGUCAUGUUCAAAUAGAUCCCAAUCCGUUCACGAAAGUUUCAGCAGCCAGCUUGGCCCAUAUAGUUCACGAUUCUAUAAAACGGAGUGAUGGCAUGGUCAUAUUCGUCGAAGACACAUUUUGCACCGAAGAUAUUAGCACUAAGGACAAAUACGGCACACCUUACAUACAUUUACGCGCCGCUCUGCUCGAUAAAAAAGUAAAAUACUUCCCGUCCGUUAUAGAUCCAUUCAAAAUUUUGAACAACAUUUUCAAGCCGCAACAACACAACAUAUUUUAUUUAUCAAGUCAGACGAAGUUGCAAAUAACGGAUACGUUUGAUCAUAUUUAUAUUUUCUUCCAAGAUGGGGUGAAUGAGACUAGGUCCCAGAUUUUGAGGAGACAUGAUUCUAUAAUAAGAGAAGUGAUGUUUGUCGUUCGUCAGUUGAAGAGGGGGCCGGUUGUGGCGUUUUAUACGGGUAAAAUGAACCCAGUGGUCGUGAAGAAGAUAGAACAGGAGAAGAAGCCACAAGCUUUAUCUUCAAUGAAGAAGGGGGUCAUGGUUGUGUCUUCUAUUGGACUUUUUCGGCUUCAUGGUGUGUACGCAGCCACACAAACCAGGCGCUCGGUAUUUGACCAAGUACCAGGGGUAUCUAAAGAGACGCGGAACGGAAAACAGGGAUCAUCGAUAAGGAUAGCCUAUCCAGUGUUUGACAUCGAGUUCGCUUUCACUUUUAACGAGGAAGGAUGGACCUUUGAUUACGUGUCAAUCUAUGAAGUUGAUGAAGAGGUCGGAAGGACAAAUAUAGGUAUAUGGGUGCCGUGGAACCACUCGCUUUACUGCCCGGAACCAAUACAUAUCAUUAACCAAAGAGAUUUGAGCUUUAUCGUCAUUACUCAGUACCAGGUCCAACCCAAGGACGUUGGCGUGCCUCUAAGCCUGGAAGACGGUACAGUAUUCAGUGACCCUAUCCACUGCGGCCCUUACUUCACAUCGCCCAUAUUAGCCUGUUUGUUCGUCUCCCUUCUAUGUCUAGCUAUAACUUUGUAUGGUAUCAUGACGCUCUUCGAUUGUGUAUCUGGAGAUCGGUUUGAAGAUCCCAACGCUAAGCCUCUUACGCAUGAGGUUAUGCAUUGAACGCGAGUGAUAAAUAGGUAAAGAUGUUAUAUGUCAAAAAAGUUAGGGGCUGUCUCCACGAGCGAGAGAAUCGCGACGAGUCCCCCCUUAUAUCGUCGGAUAAUCUCCACGAACGAACGAUAAUUCCGCUGCGUUUGACAGCGCGCGUCGCGUUGCUAUAUAGUCGCGGCGGGCUAGCGACGAUGUAGUGACGUUUUGCGCGCUCGUUGCCACUCGUCGCAUCGCGGCGAUAAUAUCGCCGUGUGGAGACGGUUCCAUAGAGAGUGUAUAGAAAAACGUGGCUCGUGGAGACAGCGCCUUAGUGAGCUAUACUGUAUUGUAUUGAGCAUGUACCUACAUUUAUACACCCAAGUUUGGCCCAUUCGCUUUCGUGGAUAAAACAUUUGAAAUAGCUUAGGUUCGUUAAUUAGGUUCUUUUGUAAGAUUUGUCAUUUUAUGUUAAUAAAUAAAUAAGCUUCGUAAGCAAA